GCACAGCGCCAGCCGCCCACCACCAACAAUGCCAAAAUCCCCUCCCUCUCUUGGUCUUUCCUAUAUAGCCGCAGGAGAGGGCGGGGGAUCGGAGCAGGUGAUAGGGGGGAAAAUCGGGAAGCCUUCGGAGAAAAGAAAAGGGCAACCGAGACCGUGAGAGAGGGGAAGCGGGGAGCCUUGUCCGAUCCGGUGCAGCCCGCGCGUCAAACUCCCGUAAAAAUUCCUCCCUCUGCGUUUAGCUUGACGUCCGUCGAUUUAGGCGUCUCUCUUGUCUUCGCUCGAUUCCGCCGUGGCUUCCGUGUCGGUAGAUCGGUUGCGUGGGAUGGCCGUGGUGGGAUAACUGUGGCAUAUGAUCCCAAAUCUUGAUCCACUUGAAGUGUUCAGUACAUUCUGUAGUUGGUUUCAAGAUGACAAGUAAGAAAAGUAACAGAUCUACAGUCACACCACACACUGCUCUGCAUAUGGAAUGGGACAGGAUUUCUUGCCCUAUUUGUAUGGAGCAACCCCACAAUGCUGUUUUACUUAUAUGCAGUUCAUACAAGAAUGGCUGCAGAUGUUACAUUUGUAACACAAGCCAUCGUCACUCUAAUUGCCUUGAUCGGUUCAGAAAAAUGAAUGGUGAUAGUAAGACGUUCACGGAGCCCAAGACUCGGAAGACAUGUUGAUAAUGAGGGAUCUUAUCAUACCGAUGUAAACAGUGGCCCAAAUCCAGAUGACAUAUCUAGAUCUGAAUUUGAUUUCGCUAACCAUCAAGAAUUUGAGAACUCAACCUUAACUGUUGAAGGUGGUAUUGUAUCGGGGGAAUGCCAUGAUGCCAUGCAAAGUUCUGCUGAAGUUAAGUGUCCUCUCUGUAGAGGAUCUGUAUCUGGCUGGAUUCCUGCUGGAGAUGUGAGACAGUAUCUAGACAAUAAGUUGAGAACUUGCUCUCAUGAAUCCUGCAAAUUUACUGGAACCUAUGAACAACUGCGUGAACAUGCUAGGACUGCACACGUUCUUACAGAGCCUGCUCAUGUAGAUCUGUCCAGGAAAAGAGCUUGGGAUCGCCUUGAGCGUGAGCAGGAGGUCGGUGAUGUCAUUAGUGCAAUCAGGUCCCAGGUACCUGGGGCAAUAAUAGUUGGUGACUAUGUUAUUGAGACUAGAGAUGACAUGUCCCCAGACAUAGACUCUGGCGACGAUGAAAGUAGUGAAUGGUGGUCAGACCAAGUUGAAUCACCAGAUGCUAGACUUGAUCCCCCAAGGGUUUGGCCACAUGAAGCCCUAGGGUCACCUAGCAUUUGGUCAGAUGAAAGGCGUAAUUUGGCAAGGAUACCACAGAACAACAGAGUACCACCCAGGUUUUCAUUAGGCAGUAGGCGACCCCUGCAUUCAGGUUGGCAGGGGGGUCGUCGGUCAAGCACACGGAAUCGACUGCAACGGGGCUUCUCAAAUCACCACUCUGGACACCGUAGCAACUAUCGUGGACAUCGUCACUUGCUUCUGGAUAGGUCCUAUGUUGGUACCCGAGAUUCAGGCUCCGGCAGGAGCCUAAAUUCGUCAGUGGUGCCAAGCAGGCGGCAGCGGCUGCGGUACACGCACAGAAGCCACUACUGAUGGAAGCAAUAUCAGUUCUACGUGUAGAGCUUUAUUGGUUAAUCCAUUCAUGCUAUCUUUGUAAAUAUAUGUUAAGGUUAUGUUUUUAUUUAAUGUAUUUAAUCUGUCUAAACAAUCUAUCCUAGAUGCAAAAAGAACUACAUUAUUUAUCAUAAAUGUCAUUUGUGGUGUCUCUGCAUUUCUUU
Messenger RNA from Zea mays, 1775 nucleotides. RefSeq lists its product as uncharacterized. Bases 616 to 1590 code for a protein of 324 amino acids. The transcript is spliced from 4 exons. Lineage: Eukaryota; Viridiplantae; Streptophyta; Magnoliopsida; Poales; Poaceae. The record is from RefSeq and is a predicted model, not a curated record.